AAAACUAUGUUGCCAUGUAAGAACACGCAGGCAAUUAACUAGAGUAGUGCUAAAAAGAAGAACAACUUCGUGGAAAACCUACUACCAAAUGGAUUCCUUCAGGUCCUAUCUUAGUUAAGCUCCGGCAUCUGCUCUCUCUUAUUCGUCAUGCCCUACAGCUGGCCAUUAACUCCUUAUGUUUUUUCUUUUCCAUUUUCUUCUUAAGCCUUAUCCCGCACUACUGUUUUGCUGUUCUUUCUACCAGGCUACCUGAUAUUUCAUAAUUUUCAAUGACCUGACAGUUGACUCUCGAAAGUAACUCUCAUAUGUAGAAAAAUAGAAGGGGAUGUGCGUGCCUUGCUGGAAGGGAUUGUCACUUGUGAGAUCCGCAGUUUUAAUUCAACAGGUCUUGUAAGAUGUUCAUGUUGAGGCCAAAAACAGGUAAUAUUUUCCUCAUUUCUGGUGGGUGGCUAUGCUUGUUGGAGUCUUGAUUUAGAAUUUGAUGUGUUCCAAGUGAAGUUUUGAUCUCUAUAAUUACAAUAAAUUAUGGAGUGAGUUUGUUUGUGCGUUGAAGAGUUAAAAGGAAAACAGCAGAAAUGAGGAACCCCAAAGGGAAAUUGGAAAUUUGUUGGUCAGCAGAAAUAAUAGCCAGCAACCUGGACCUCUUAACUGAAGUCCUUCUGUGGGCACCUGCAAAAUCUCUCCUGAAAUUCAAGUGCGUAUCAAAACGAUGGCACUCUUUGAUUUCUGACCCCAAAUUCUGCAUUAGCCACGCCCGCUGUCAACGGAUGCUAAACCGUACAGCCGAUGCUCUCAUGCUCAGCAAUGGCUAUAAAUCCACUCCUGAAUUCCAUCUUGUCCCUCUCAAACACUCCACUAAAGUCCCAUUCUUCGAUUAUUUUAAUGUUUCUGAGGUCACAAUAAGACAUUCUUGCAAUGGCUUGCUCCUUUGCUGUUGUAAAUUGAUGUUGGAUAAACCCAAAUUUGUAAAGACGACACAAAUGAAAAAUGAUGGUCGUUAUGAGUUCAGAUAUGUUGUUUGUAAUCCCACUACUAAGGAAUUCAAGGUACUCUCUCCUCCAAAACCUGCAUAUUUGUCGCUGAGCUUGGCGUUUGAUCCUUUGAUAUCACCUUACUACAAGGUUGUUUGUAUUUGCAAAGGGAAUUCAUUCAAUCAAAAUUUUCAAAUUGAUGUUUAUUCAUCAGAGACUGAAUCAUGGAGUCUACUUCCGAUCCUUUUCGAAAUGCCAUUGGGAAUGACUUAUUCUAAUGGAGUAUUUUUGGAUGGUUCUGUUCAUUGGUACAGUUAUGCAGAGACCUCACUGUAUUUUCACAUUGAUAGUCAGUCCGUUAAGAAAAUGCCGAUGCCUUUUAUGUUUUCAUGGGAAGGUAUGGAUUGGGAUGUUAUGUACUUUGGGGAGUCCCGAGGUCAUAUGCAUUUGGUACUGACCAAGAACCGUUCCUCUUUAGAAUUUGAUGUUUUCGAGAUGGAAUUCGAAUAUACAGGAUGGUCUUUAAGUUACCAUGUAAAUCUGCAAUCUAUGAGAAUGAUGUUUCCUGAACUAACAUGGAACUUCAUGAACAAGCAUGCUGUGUUUUCAGUAUUGAGUAUUAUUCAGGGAGAAAAGGAUGAGGAGAAGAAGGUUGUGAUAUUUGUGGACGGUAGAGCUAUGUCCUAUAAUCUUUGUGAUGGGACAUCAAUCAAGAUCUGUGAUUUAGAACCAAGACCUGGGCGUUCGGAUAUUGCUAGAGUACCAUGGCAUUAUGAAGGAUGUCAAGCCCAUCCAUACUUCCAGUCCCUCGUUUCUGUUUGAGCACAACACUUUUUGGCAGGAUGAGAUGUUUGCAGUGGGACUGCUUAGAAUUCAAUUAAAAACAUUGUCAAGGAAGAUUUAGGAUUUAAAGGUGUCAUUAUGGACAUUCAGAGAUCUUAAAGAAAAUGGCUUAUGAAGGAGAUUUCUAUCUAAAGCAGAGGAAUGAAACCAAGGAUAUUAAAGUCUGACCGAUUUAUUCAGCAAGAUGUUUUGUCAAUGAUAUGCUGCAAAUAGGGGUAAUGGAGUCUGAAGAAGGAUGUAGGGACAACAUGCCUUGGCAUGGAGUCAGAACUCUGAAAUACAUCAAUUGCCGCUGGCAAGCUUGAAUUAAAAUUUGUGCGGAAGUGUGCGUUUCCUUUUUGUAGCAACUGCUCUCCAAGUAAUUUCAUUUAUAAGUUAAGUGAUCCAGAAAUUAAUCCCACCAUCAUCACUCACUGCAUGAGACAACGAUAAUGAUUUUUGCCAGAGACAAAAGUUCUGCUAAUAAAAGUUCAAAGAAGUCUAUAAACCAAGGCACGGGUGGUAUUAGUAAUGGCGAGAUGAUGGUAAGGUGGGUGGAUAGUGGUGAAAAGAUGGAAGCCUGGAUAUAAGCAUCGAUUUCGUGCAUGGAAGUUGCUAGGUUGUGGUGCAGCACUAUCUUCAUUGGCCUCUCUUACUAUAUUGAGGAGUUUGAUUUUUAUUUUUAUUUUUUGGUGACAACAAAGAUUAUCCUAUCAAAUCAUUAAUCUUAAUCGACAUGUUUUCUGUUUU
Messenger RNA from Populus euphratica (Euphrates poplar), 2543 nucleotides. Its product is annotated as F-box protein At5g07610-like. The transcript has 2 exons. Gene Ontology annotation, molecular function: protein binding. NCBI's taxonomy places the organism in Eukaryota, Viridiplantae, Streptophyta, Magnoliopsida, Malpighiales, Salicaceae. Bases 576 to 1793 code for a protein of 405 amino acids. The record is from RefSeq and is a predicted model, not a curated record.